Messenger RNA from Syzygium oleosum, 1781 nucleotides. RefSeq lists its product as uncharacterized. Bases 222 to 1583 code for a protein of 453 amino acids. Gene Ontology annotation, molecular function: GTPase activator activity. The record is from RefSeq and is a predicted model, not a curated record. The transcript has 9 exons. Lineage: Eukaryota; Viridiplantae; Streptophyta; Magnoliopsida; Myrtales; Myrtaceae. Gene Ontology annotation, biological process: activation of GTPase activity; intracellular protein transport.
CUUCCCACAUUUCCACCGUCCCCUCUGUCUCUCUCUCUCUCGCGUUCCCGUCCUCGAUACUGCUCCGGCCCUUCGCUCCCCGCCGCAGGACGAUGCUUCCGGCGACGCUCCGAUCAUCGCCUCCGGCGAGCCCCUAGCGGAAGCUCCGGCUCCGGCUCCAGAUCUCUUCCCCCCGUCGCCGCCGCCGCCGCCGUUCGCGUUUAGCCCCGCAUGAGGGCGCGAUGGACGCGCAUCAAGCGGCGAUGAACAAGAAGAAGGUCCCCGAUUGGCUCAACAGCUCGCUUUGGAUCUCGGCCCCGCCGCCGCCCGCCGACGAUCGCCCCCAGCGCCCCGCGCCCGAUCCCCUCGCGGCCCCCGCCGAGCCGCUGACCCGGCCGCCGGUGCCCGUGCCGCCCCCGUCGGCCGCCAGGCGGGAGCAGCCUCCGCCUCCGUCGCCGCCGGAGCCCGAGGUUGAGGAGCCGAGGGAUGGGGACGGCGGCGAGAGCCGGGAACCCGGUCGUCCGUCGGCGGAGGAGAUGUCCAGACAGUCGCAGCUCUUGGCCGAGCUGUCGAGAAAGGUUGUAGAUAUGCGGGAGUUGAGGAAGAUUGCCUCUCAGGGCAUACCGGACGGUCCGGGAAUUCGUUCCACUGUGUGGAAGCUUUUGCUGGGAUAUCUGCCGGCUGAUCGUGGGCUUUGGUCUUCUGAGCUGGCAAAGAAAAGAUCUCAGUACAAGAAUUUUAAGGGAGAGCUCUUAAUGAAUCCUUCAGAAAUCACAAGGAGGUUGGAAGACUGCACAACUUGUGACAGUGAGUUACGGUCAGACACCAGUGGGAUGCUCUCAAGAUCAGAUAUAACUCACGGAGAGCAUCCAUUGAGUCUUGGAAAUACCAGUAUAUGGAAUAAGUUCUUUCAGGAUACAGAGAUCAUUGAACAGAUUGACAGAGAUGUGAAACGGACUCAUCCAGACAUGCACUUUUUCUGUGGGGACUCGUCAUAUGCAGAAUCUAAUCAGGAAGCUUUGAAGACAAUUUUAAUUGUAUAUGCAAAGCUCAAUCCUGGCGUAAGAUAUGUCCAAGGGAUGAAUGAAAUUGUGGCCCCUCUAUUUUAUGUGUUCAGAAAUGAUCCUGAUGAAGAGAAUGCGGCUUCUGCUGAAGCGGAUGCUUUCUUUUGCUUUGUUGAGUUGUUGAGUGGAUUUCGGGAUAACUUUUGUCAACAAUUGGACAACAGUGUUGUGGGAAUCCGGUCAACAAUAUCCAGGUUGUCGCAGCUUUUGAAGGAGUAUGAUGAAGAGCUUUGGCGUCAUCUUGAGAUUACAACCAAAGUCAAUCCCCAGUUUUAUGCGUUCCGAUGGAUUACUCUCCUCUUGACCCAGGAGUUUAAUUUUGCAGACAGCCUUCAGAUUUGGGACACACUUCUAAGUGACCCUGAUGGUCCUCAGGAAACUUUGCUCCGAGUAUGUUGCGCUAUGCUGAUUCUUGUUCGGAGGCGCCUUCUAGCUGGUGAUUUCACUUCCAAUCUUCGGCUGCUCCAGAACUACCCUCCCACAAACAUCAGUCAUCUGCUGUACGUGGCCAACAAAUUGCGCGUCCGAGGAUCAAGUUGAUACAGCAGCCCUUGCUUUCCUUCUGCUUUCUCUCUCUUUCUUUUCCCUUUUGUUUCCUCGUCGAUCGAUGCUUCUAUGUUCGGGGAUGUAAAUGCUAUUGUCAUUGGCCAAGCGGAGAUGCUUAGCCAAUUUCAUUCUUUUUCUCUUUAUGAACUUGUAUCUAAUCUUCUCUUUGCCUCAAGUUAAUUUAGCUCUCUC